This is a messenger RNA of Eurytemora carolleeae, 973 nucleotides long. RefSeq names its product DNA-directed RNA polymerase II subunit RPB1. The transcript is spliced from 4 exons. NCBI's taxonomy places the organism in Eukaryota, Metazoa, Arthropoda, Copepoda, Calanoida, Temoridae. The record is from RefSeq and is a predicted model, not a curated record. The coding region runs from base 281 to 853 and encodes 190 amino acids.
AUCUGGAUCUGAUGAGCCCAGCUACACCCCUCAAUACACUCCUUCCUACACCCCUGGCAACCAGAACCAUGGGAGCACUCCCGUAUACACAGGCCCUACAAACUCCCCUGGACCCUCCUCUCCUCUCUACUCACCGGGUAAUGCUACUCCAGCUGCUACCUACUCCCCCUCACAGUACUCCCCGGAUACAGUAGGUCCAGGAUACUCCCCCUCAGGACCUGGGUACUCCCCAAGUGCCCCUUAUAGUCCUGCCUACUCCCCCAGUAGUGCUGGAGUACCCAUGAGUAGUCCUCAGAACCACUCACCACACACUCCCUUCUACUCCCCUCACACUCCCUCCUACUCCCCCGGUCCUCAGUACUCCCCUGGACCCCAGUACUCCCCUGGUCCUAUAUAUUCCCCCGGGAAUGCAACCCCCACAGCAAUGGACUCCCCCCGUACACCGGUGUAUUCCCCUUCUAUACAAGGACCUGAAGUGUCUGGGAAUACAACUCCACAUCCUGGUUCUGCUGUAUCCCCUCUUCCCUCCUCACCUAGACCUAGGUAUUCCUGGUCUGGUGGAAAUCCUUCAGGACGGAAUACUCCAGUAGUUCCUGAUCUACUUGCUAAACAUUCAGCAGAGGCUGAGGUUGAGGUGGAUUCCGAGGCCGGACCUUCUCAUCAUAUUCCUGGAGAAUCUUCACCCCCUGAUACUAAUAUCCCGUCUCAUGAGAACCCGUCCACCUCCUCCCCUCCAGGAAGUAGUCCAGCUAACCUGGAGAGUCCUCCGAAGAGUUCCCCGGAGGCUGAGAGUCCGCAAGGUUUGGAGGAUGAAAAUCAGGAUAUAACUGGUUCAAGUGAGAUAGAAAGAUAGAAGAGGCCAGGACGGACCGAUUUUUGAUCAUUAUUCUUGUGUCAUUGUUGAAUUUAUUUUUUACCUGGUUAACGGGGUAUUUUGCAUUUUUGAACCAAUAAAUGAUAUACACAACCCUUA